AUGCGUGCUGCUAUUGAUCCCCUGGCAUUUUACCGAAGGAACGACCGCAGCGUCUUGCCCAUUGUUGGACGUGUUGUUGAUGCUCCCCAAGAUUUCUAUAGCAGUCGUAUGACCAAGAAAGAAAGAAAGCGGACGAUGUUGGACGAAUUGCUUAGUGAUCAGCGGCUUACGCAGUCAAAAAGAGAAAAGUAA
This is a messenger RNA of Cooperia oncophora, 192 nucleotides long. NCBI's taxonomy places the organism in Eukaryota, Metazoa, Nematoda, Chromadorea, Rhabditida, Trichostrongylidae. The record is from the annotation of a GenBank genome assembly.